Macrobrachium nipponense is the source of this 2666-nucleotide messenger RNA. RefSeq lists its product as uncharacterized. Lineage: Eukaryota; Metazoa; Arthropoda; Malacostraca; Decapoda; Palaemonidae. Gene Ontology annotation, cellular component: cytoplasm. Bases 60 to 2330 code for a protein of 756 amino acids. The record is from RefSeq and is a predicted model, not a curated record. Gene Ontology annotation, biological process: signal transduction; negative regulation of metaphase/anaphase transition of meiotic cell cycle; positive regulation of MAPK cascade. Gene Ontology annotation, molecular function: ATP binding; protein serine/threonine kinase activity. The transcript has 10 exons.
CAGACCUUCAGGAAUGUGGAAUAACCUUUUUCAAUAUCUUUAAAAUACAACAAGGAAAAAUGGCUGCAGUAGUAAGACGACUUAGCUCUAUAACCACAGAAACUGUAGUCCAAAGGAGGGCAUCUUGUGAUACACUUAACUUAGUGGUACCUACAUGUUACUUAGAGGUAAAACCUGAGAUUUCUGAGAAGCGUAGAGCUUCCAUAGGAGCUUUCAAUGGAAAACCUAAUACAAGAGCCUCUCUGUGUGUACCUAAUUAUGACAGUGGACAACCUCCUGUUGCUUUUCUCAGUAGAAAGAGAGCCUCAUUGGACAACAUAUUUUUGACAGAAUGGAUGACACAAAGUGGUGUCUUUAAAAAUCAGACUGAAUUGGAUAGAGCUGUUGAGAUUCCAAAGAAAAAGCCUGGUUAUGAUCGUUGCCAAAGUGAUUGUGAUCAGCAUAAGAUUCCAUCUUUAGUUUCGCCCGUCUUCGUGGCUGGUAAUGAUUCAAGUCUUUGUAUUUCUUCAGAUGUGUCAAGCAAUGCAAGUUUCUCAAGUGUUUUUAACCAUUCACCAUCACAUUUGUCACCUAAUUGUACCAAACCUCAAACUUCUCCAGGAGUUACGACAUUUCAAGCACCAUUAUGCCAAAUCAAUGAUAAUCCUUGUGAUUCUGUAGGUCAAAUAAGUUGUUGUCUCUCUCCCAGUACUUCAAGAUUUGGGCUUUCGAAGAGCCACCAGGAUCCUGUCACUGAUAACGAUUUCUUUCAUCAUCUGCCAUCAAUUUGUAGAACUCCAAAGCACCUGGGGAAAAAUUUAAGCUAUAACUGUUUGAGGCCUGGGCAUAUAAAUGAGAGUUCUCCAUCAUAUCAAGAUCACCAUCAUCAUUCUUGUAGUAGAGCAGCAUUAUGUGGAGAGGCUGAAAUAUGUUCCCCAAAGGUGAGGAAUGGGCACCGAAAACGCAGUUUUCCAUUUAUAGUCUUCCCGUCAUUAUCACCAUGCAUUGAGACGAAAACCAAAGCAGACCACUUCAGUUUUGAAAACCGUCAAGAACAAGGAAAUGACCAGUUAAUACAUACUGAAGAAAUCCAAGAAGAAUCUGUAAGAGAGCAGAAGCUGACUGUAGAUGCUGAAGUAUCGAGCAUACCAAAGAUUUACAUUGAAACAGUAUAUUCUGGUAAUGGUGACUUUCCAGAGGGUAAUGAAGAAUAUGCUCAAGUGUCAUCAAAUCUCUUCACUGAUACAGCUUGUGAAAAUCCAAGUUUGGUAUCUUGUAUGCAGUGUUGCAGACGACGAUUUUCUCUUGAAGUGCAACCCAGCAGAGUACUUAAAAAAGACAAGCUUGGUAGCUUUGUCUCUCAGCCGUUGACCCCACAGUCAUGGCAGCUGCAUGGCCAUUCCUUUCAUCAUCAUAAAAGACUCAGUGGAUCAGAACUUUAUGGUAACAGUAAUACUUUUAGCAACAAUAUACUAAAAAGGGAAGCAACUUUAGGUUACAGGAAUCUAAUUUUGAAGCCAGUAGGAAGUGUUAUCAACCGAGGUGGGUUUGGAGUCGUUAAACUUGGACAUUUUAAAGGAAAGUGUGUAGCUGUAAAAGUACUUAAAGGAAAGCGAUCAGCACAGUCGGCAGUGAAAGAAGCACUGCUUUUGAAGAUCCGGCCACAAGCUCAUAUAAAUUCUACCUAUGCUGUCGUAACAUCAUCUGCUUCAAAGGGUUUUGCUAAUAUCUUUUGGUCCAGAAUUAUUGAGAGUUCUGAGGAAGACAUUGUGCCUUUGAAGAGUGUGUCAUCACUUUUCGGUUUACCAAUCGAAGAUGCCACAUCCUUUCAUGAGAAUCAAGAUUGCAAUGGAGCCAUAGAAUGGGCUUGGGUGGUGAAUGAGCUUUGUGCACCUCACACACUUCUCACACUUAUCAAUGAUCCUAAUAUUAUUCUCACUGCUAGAGAUAAAGUAAGGUUCAUAGGAGAGAUUGCAAAUGGCUUGGCAUAUCUGCACUCUCAAGACAUUGUUCACUUGGAUGUUAAGCCUGCUAAUACACUUCUGUCACAAACUGGUCAUGUCAAGCUGGCUGACUUUGGAUGUUGCACCAAGCUUUAUGCUGAAAGAAAUGAGCAUGUGUUGGGCACGAUAAAUUAUCAAGCACCUGAGGUAUUACGAGGUAAGGAGAUUACUGACCGUUGUGAUGUUUUCUCACUGGGCAUUACAGCAUGGCAUCUUCUCACUCAAGUGAUGCCAUUCCAAGGAACUCAUCCUCAUGUCAUAAUUUACCAGGUAACAAAGCUAUUCCACCGUCCUGUCGACCAUUUUCCUGUACUCAUUAACUCCUACACACUUCUCGAACAAUUAUGAAUGGCAUUGCUGUGCGUUGUUGGGCAGAAGAUCCAAAGCAAAGACCUCUGCUUCUGUUCUGUCGUCUAACCUUGAAGCUUUGCAUCGUUCUUCAGCUACUUGAUGUUUAUUUGUUAGUGAUGAGUUUUAUUGCUGUUUAGUUAUGAAAGAGUGAAGUUGGUUCAGACUGAUCUCUUCUAAACUUUUUGUUAUUAAGAUUGUGUACAGUGUAUAGAAUAUUUGCUAGGAAAGAUCUUUCAUAAACCAGGUUACAGAAAAGAUUCCUAUGUGUGGGUACUAUUUGUAAAUCCUUUGGCAAAAUGCUGUUAUAGGCAUUUUGUAAAUUGAAUGUCAGAU